Closterium sp. NIES-65 is the source of this 2130-nucleotide messenger RNA. NCBI's taxonomy places the organism in Eukaryota, Viridiplantae, Streptophyta, Zygnematophyceae, Desmidiales, Closteriaceae. The record is from the annotation of a GenBank genome assembly.
AUGCAGUCGGCGACACAUAUUAACGACCUUCCCAACGACGUCCUCGCCAGGAUACUAUGGCAGUUUAAGGAGUGCACAUCUUGGAAUUCCGAUAGUGACGCGUUAUGGUCUCGCCUUUCAUUGUGGCCGAAGCCUCAGUACCUUUCCUCGGUCCUUCUAGACGAAGAUUCCGAUCCCGAGGAAGAGACGACUCCAAUUUCGACUCCCUCUGCCGCUCCAAACACAGCCAGGAUCUUCCUCAUUUCGUCCGUGUGCCGUCGGUGGCGCGAUCUAGCUAAGCGUGACGUCUCCACCCUCCGUAUUGAACGAAAUCAUGUUGUCUCUCUCCAAGACCUCUCGAACGCCGUCGCUUGCUUCCCGAACCUCACACAUCUCCAUCUGUGCGACGGCAGCGUGGAAAACUUAGACGACACCUUCCUCGCUCACCUCGCAUCGUCGUGUCCCAAACUGACGAUUCUCCACGUGGGAAGACGGAUCACGCAGCAUCCGGACUAUGUGGGAUCGAAGCAUGAUCACCCUAUUACCGAUGCUGGCCUGGAUCGGUUCUUCCAGCAAUGCACUCAGCUGGAGCAGCUUUCACUCCUCUGCCUCCAUCGAAACGCUGAGCUACCGCCUUCUUUCUUCCACCUGACGCGUCUACACACCCUGGCUUUAACAGUCGCCUCCGCCUUAGGAUCUCCAGACCUGGAAAGCCUCUCCUCUCUCACCGCUCUCCACAUCGCCUCCGCGGAGUUGACCAGUGAGCAACUCUCAAAUGUGCGUCGACUUCGCAGCGUUACCCGCCUUUCAAUCUCUGUCCGGACCCGCUUUCCCCCUGCUAACACGGGAUCGGCUGCCUUCACCAUCGCACAGUUACCUUUUAUAAAAUCGCUGGAGACCAGCCAGAUGCUGCGUUCCGAUUGGCCAUGCACAAGUCUGGAACGGCUGCACGUAUCAGAUUGCAGAGAAUUGCAGCGACUUCCGGACGACAUUGCAGAGCUGCUGCCGCGUCUCCGUGAGCUCACCAUCUGCCGUUGCGAUCUCUUCCAGGAGCUGCCUGCGGCAGGAUUCUGCUGCCUCAUGGCUCUCACGACACUCUGCCUCGGGCAAGUGGCGCUUCCAGCGGACAUUGGGCGCCUGAGUAAUCUCCAGACCCUUCUUGUCAGGGACAGUUGUCAGCAGCGUUAUCUCCCUUCCUCGCUGACUGACAUAUCUUCGUUGACGAGGCUUGAGCUGGGCCUGUGCGGUGUGGAACGGCUUCCAGAGGGCGUGGGAGAGCUGAGCAACCUGCGGGAGCUGCACAUCUCCUCCUGCUCUCAUCUCACGGCCGUUCCAGCGUCUGUAACGCGCCUGACGCGCCUUGAAGCCCUCACGUUCUCUGACUGCAGAAAGCUCGCCUUCGCGCCCACACGGUUGGAUGGCCUUACGCGGCUGAAGCAGCUUGAGGUAGCCUCGUGUGACAUGUUGAAAUAUCCUCCUCUACUCCUGCCGGUUUCCCUUGAAACGCUCAGCUGGGGAAGCUACAGGCACGCGAUGGUUCUCCCCGACGUUUCCAGGCUGACGGGGCUUCGGACGCUUUGCCUGGACCGGGUUGCUGUGGCGUGUGAUGGGCUUGCUGUGGGCAGGCGCCUAUCUCAUCUGCAGCAUUUAAUGCUGACUCUGGCAGAUGAUUCCGAGGAGCUCCCGUUCCCCUUGACGUUUCUUUCUCAGCUGCGCACCCUGAUUGUUCACGGCAUGGGGAGAUAUGGGAUCAGCAUUGCAGCAGCUGCGGAGGCUGAAGCUGAAAUGUGCGGAGGAAUUGAGGGAGCUGCCAGCGAGUGUGAGUGCGCUGCAGAACCUCACCUGCAACUCAUUCUCUGCGAGCAACUUGACGACCUGCUGCCCUCUCUCACCCAGCUUACCUGCCUGAACCAGCUGUCGAUUCCGCACAGCUCCAUCCGCGCCCUGUGUCCCAGCUUUGCUCAGCUUACACGGCUCAAGUCCCUUUGUUUGACUGGCUGUGCGAGGCUGCAGGUGUUGCCAGAGGAGUUGAGUGAGCUCAAGGGACUGCAGAGGCUGGAUGUGCAAGGGUGUGGCCAUGUGAUUGACACUGAUGGGUCUGUGCUCCCCAGGAGCGUCAACCAGAUGUAUGGAUUGAAGAUAUUCACAUGA